CCUAAACCAAAUCUAAUGAUGUCGUGACAGUUGUUUUUGGCACUUUUAUAAUACAAUAGAUCGUAUUACAGGGAGAUUUUCCCCAUUGUAAUAUACAAAUUUAAUAAAACUAAUGGAGGAGUGCUUACUGUUAAUAAAUAUGCGCGUGUGACUCUGUAAACUUUUACGACAAUGGAGACCAUAAUUAGGCGUAGAAGAGUUCCACGUUGGCGGCAGACGCCGGUAACACACAGCUGGAAGUUCAUUUUUCAGUUCAGACAUUACGAUGUUGUCUAGAAAGAUGGGGUUGCAAACAUAAAAUGAGAUGAAAAUGUUUCACAACUGCAAGAGAAAAAAUGAGAGCGUAUUUUUAUCUUUUUGUUUUUGUGUAUCAGAUUUCUACCAUUGACAGAUGUCAGGCUAAAACUGUGUCGGGUGCAUUUUCGUCGGUAGUUUCACAGAGAGGAUGGGGCCAGUAUGUGACGACGUUUUGUUUUCACGGAAAUGGCAUGAUAAAUUUUACGCUUGAAGGAAAUCUGGAUAACCAGCCACAGUUAUUUCUCUUCACCAAUGAGGACCUGGAAGAUUCGGAGCAGGAGGACUGCCUGGAUAAACUCGGCAGAGCUUCAUUUACAUAUGAGUUAAAGAAUACAACUGGCAACCUAAGCGUGACUGCCCUGCCCACCCCUCAUUUAUACCAUGUCAUGUUUGUUGAUCAGUUCACCUGCCUGGAGCCGGAUUCAAUAGAGGAAACAGAAACCUCCGGAAUCCAGUACACACUCCAGCUUCUGAAUCCAGACAGCCUGGGAAAUCCAACUGAACACUUUGGAGAUGAUGAGACGGGUCUGUUGCGGUUCUAUCAGCUGUUAACCCUGGCCUACUUUGUGCUGGGUUGUAUAUUUGCACCUCGACUCUAUGAGACGCUGAGUAAAGGGGGUCCGAUGCAGCUCGUUAUUGUGUUGCUGACCGUGUCCACCUGUUUACAAGCUACAGGGGCGUUCAUCAUGAUGAUUCACCUGGCCAGAUAUUCCAAAGAUGGAAUGGGGUCUGCAGUGAUAGAGUUCUUUGCUGAAUUCUUUGAUGUACUGUCUCAGUUUGCCAUGCUGUACAUGCUGCUCAGCCUUAGUCUGGGGUGGACACUGGGCACGUCUUAUCGAUUCUCACACCUCCAGAUGGUCAGUCGUAAACCGGCAGCUAAAGUGGUGGGAACCCUGGGAGUUCUUCAGGCUGUUUUGUUUGUGUGGGAGCAGAUCCAAGAUAGCGAUCACAGGAUGUACCAUGCACACCGUAGUUUUGCAGGAGUGGCCCUUGUUGUUCUGCGUAUUUUGCUGGCAGCCAUGUUUGCUUGGAAUUUGAAUGUGAUUGUGUCAUCAGAACGCAGUGCCCUGCGCCGAGAAUUUUACAAAUCAUUUACUAAGAGUUGUAUGCUAUGGUUUCUGUGCUAUCCACUCUUGGUUGUCUUAUCUUGGAUAUUCUAUGAAUAUCUCCGUUACAAGCUGAUUACGAUGGGCGUGGUCCUGUUUCAGUGCUGUGCUGUGGCCAUGCUGUACAAGUUGUUCUUUUCUCGUAGCCUGUACUGGGAGAUAUCUGCUCUCUCUAGCACUCUACCUCUGAGAAUGGACCGAACUUUAGGGCAUAAAUUGUACUCUUGACCAAGCGCUGCUGUCAGCUUGUAGUCAUGCAUGCUUGAGUUACUGGUUUUUAUGUGUGUGCAUAUUGAUUGCAUCAAAGAGAAAAAAAUUAUCUAAAGGUUUUGGGGAGCAAUUUUUUUAUCAUUAUAAGUUAAGCUUUGUGUAUACUUCAUAUGCAAGUCUUUUUAAGUUGUUGGGGCUUUGCCAUUAUAUCGUAAGUCAUGCAGUCACAUAUAAAGUCCAUGCUUUUUAUCGUUAUUUUAAAGGAAAGCAUAUCGGAUCCAAAGGAAAGGACAGGUGUUUUAAUCGUCCUGUAUUUUGUAGUAGCCAAAAAAAAAAAUCUUGACUAGGAUUCAAUUUACAUUGGUUUACUUAAAAAGAUUCUGUCUGAACCAAACUGCCUUGAUUUGUUGUCAGAUGUUCUAGUCCAGUUAAUCUGUGACUUGUCACUAUCAUACAUGUAUGUUAGAAAUAAAAUGUUUAUCUUCAUGUCAUGAAUGCACACUAAAAACAACAAUCAAGUGGCUCAACUCCGGUGCAGCAUGGAGCUUCUAAUUAAUGAAAAUUUUAUCUGAAUGGAUGCUCAAUUUUUCCAAGACAUUCACACUCUGAGAUUUUCAGUUCAGAAGCUUUGUGAUGCCGUGGUUUUUUUUUUCAAAUUAGGAAUAAGUUUAGGGGUAGAUAAAUUGCUCGAAUUUUAACUUAGAAACUAAUGAAUAUCCUAAAAAUUGAAAAAUGAUCACAGGUCCUUUGCACACCUCACACCACUCAAAACAUAACAGCUUUUAAAAAUUGAAUAUUUGAUAUGAAUUUCAGCAUAUUUGUAAUAUUAUGGUAUGAAUAUAUAUUUUUGCUACAUCUGAUGAUGAUAACUAAAUAUCAUUGCGUUAGAAUAGGAAAUCUAGGCAAUUGUUGUUUUCAAAUUGGAAAAUGUUGAAACCAGUACAUUAAACCUAGAACAUUAAUUGUGAAUAUUGUUUUUGUAUGUACAAAUUGUAUUGUGGCACAAUGCUGUAUUGUUAGAAUAUCUGAUUUAAUGUGCUCAUGUCAAAAAAUUACAGAGUAUGUAGUAUAGCACUAUAAAUCUCCAUGUCCUAAAAGACACUGAAUUUAAAUAUGCACAGAACAAAUUUAUAAAUAGUAACAGAUAGUUUUCAUUAAAUGAUCAUGUAGGCAAAAUGUCUCUGACAGAAAAGUAUUAUGAUUAUCUCUAUCCAGGCCAGAAGUGGCCUUUGCUACAACUAGUCACAUCAUUUUCAGUUGCCAACAUUUACAUAAACUGUUUCAAGUAAAAGACCAGCGUGUGUAUUUGACCGUGAGUGUUGUUGACAUGUGAUGAAAAUGUCAUAUUUGAACAAAAUAUCAAUAUAUGCUCAAACAAACAAAAAGUCUUUUGUUUCACAGUAUUUGAAAUACUAGCACAUUUUGGAAGGGUACAAGCAGGUUAGCCAGUUUUGAAUUGGAAUCAGGUGUAUAUUUGUAUGACUUUAUCUAGUAUUCAUUCUUUGACAUUUUUUUUUAAAUGUCCUACAAUUAAUUAUGUGCAUGUGUUGCAGUGUUUACGUUUUGAAAUAGCUGAAAUGUUUAUUGUUUUUCUGAUUGCUGGUCAGUAGAUAAUAUGUUGUUCCACUAAUUACUAGAUAGCCAUUUGUCAGAUUAGUCAUCAAAUCUCAUAGAAAAUUGGUCAUGAAUAGUAAAUGCCCCCUAUUGAUUGCUAGUCAAAGGACACAGGCUUUCUAGCUUAACAGCAUUGUUGUCCGACUGAAACCUGGUGAAUCUUUUGUGCAGUGGUCGUCAAACUUCAUAUAAGCUGGUGGUCAGAAUGACCCUUGUUGUUUAUAAGGUCAAAAGGUCAAAGGUCAGGGGGCUUUCUAGCAUACAUGCAGCAAUUGUCUGACCGGUAGGCAGAGGACUUGUGGUGCUCAUCUGUAUUCAACAGUAGGUUGGUUAUAGCCAGAAGAUUACCCCUGUUGAUUUGCUGGUCAUCAUGUUCUGUAAAUUGAAUUUCAAUUGUGGGAAGAGGGACAUAUUUGUGUUAUAUCUUUAUUUCCGUAGUGGCCAAAUUGACAAGGUCAAACUUUGGUAUCUCAAACAUCGAUAUCUCGGAUACCAUGGAUAUGUCAGAAGUGAGUUGGAAGUCCUAACUACAUUUUCUUUAGGACAUAUUUUGACCUCAAUAUCUCGAACCCAUGGAUAUCUCGAAGUUUUUUAUCGGCUCCAUCCAGUUUAAGAUAACGAGGUUUGACUGUAUUACCGUACUAAAUCUAUAGUUUAAUGUACAUACAGAAGUACAGAUAUGGCAGCAGUUUGAAUAUGAUGUGCUCUCUUCAUAAAGUAUUGUCUGUGAAAACAAGGUACUUGUACAUGUGAACUAUUGUAUGAAUAGAGCAGGGAUGUUUUCGGCUAUCUUUGUGAAGGCAUUUUUGAAUUGCUACAUGUAUACUGUACAUUGAAAAAUCUUAUAAAACUAGAUGCAUAUGGAGCAGCCUCUGUUACAAGUGAUUUAAUUUCUGAUGGAAUGUGUUUGAAGUUUUAUACAGUUGGACUUCGGUAUUUCGAAUCUCAAUAUCUGAAAAACCAUGGAUAUGUUGAUGUGAGUCGGAAGUCCCAACUACAUUUUCUUUACAUAUUUUAAGCCCAAUAUUUUGAACCCUCGGAUAUCUCAAAGGUCUUUCUUGGCGUCAUUGAGUUUGAGAUAACAAAAUAUCACUCAUAUAGGGCAUCGAAGGUACAGGAGCCUUGAUCUCUUAGUCCUAGACACCAAACAACGGAAACUGAACAUCCAGCACAGACACUGGCUGCAUAGUUAGAAUGGGUUAGGACACCAAUUUACAAUUAGACUGAACAGCCAUCACAGAGACUGGCUGCCUAGUUAGAAUGGGUUAGGACACCAAGCAACUAAACUGAACAUCCAGCACAGACUGGCUGCAUAGUUAGAAUGGGUUAGGACACCAAUUUACAAUUAGACUGAACAUCCAGCACAGAGACUGGCUGCAUACUAUAAAUAGGUUAGGAUAUCAACCAAAGCUGAAAUUUUCUGGUCUAGGCGUGGAUAAUCUAGUGGGAAAAUAAGUCACUGAAAUUUUCUGGUCUAGGCGUGGAUAAUCUAGUGGGAAAAUAAGUCACUGAAUUUUUUGUUAACAUCUUGUAAAACAAAUUUAGUUCAUAGCAAUUGGCCCUGCAAACAAAGUUACAGUGUAGGAAUCGACAUGUCUCUUUACUUGUUCAUCCCCCCCACUUUGUAUUGAGACAACAAUGUUACAGUAGUUACUGUAGGAGGCUUGGCUCGGGUUGAUUUUAUUUUAGUUUUAUCAAGGACAGGGAAUGAAAUUGUUUCCCAGUUGUAAUGUUAAAUGCAGCUUUGGAUGAAACGUCUAAUUUGAUGGACGAGUGAGGUGUGGAUGAGUGUGUGUGAUUCUGUUAAGACAGAAAUCUAGUUGUAUAAUGUUAUGGUGUUAUUAUUGUAAUCAAUAUAUGAUUGUUUAAGAUACAUUGUGGUUGUAUGGUGCAGUAAAUGCACUGAAAUAAAAUUCAUUAAAAAAUAUAAA
This is a messenger RNA of Ostrea edulis (European flat oyster), 5158 nucleotides long. RefSeq names its product integral membrane protein GPR180-like. NCBI's taxonomy places the organism in Eukaryota, Metazoa, Mollusca, Bivalvia, Ostreida, Ostreidae. Bases 336 to 1631 code for a protein of 431 amino acids. The transcript is spliced from 9 exons. Gene Ontology annotation, biological process: G protein-coupled receptor signaling pathway; response to pheromone. The record is from RefSeq and is a predicted model, not a curated record.